Gamsiella multidivaricata is the source of this 1105-nucleotide messenger RNA. RefSeq names its product putative aquaporin. The transcript is spliced from 4 exons. Gene Ontology annotation, biological process: glycerol transmembrane transport; water transport. The record is from RefSeq and is a predicted model, not a curated record. Gene Ontology annotation, molecular function: glycerol channel activity; water channel activity. NCBI's taxonomy places the organism in Eukaryota, Fungi, Mortierellomycota, Mortierellomycetes, Mortierellales, Mortierellaceae. Gene Ontology annotation, cellular component: plasma membrane. The coding region runs from base 169 to 1020 and encodes 283 amino acids.
GUGUGCUGAUGUGAUGGGAAGACUAACUGAGACCCAUAAAAAGAUCCUACACCUCGAAGGUCGCUUGUCUGCUUCUUUCUCUUUUCCCUCCUUCCCACAUUCAUCCCCUCACCCCUCGACACUCGCUCACCCUCUUCACUUUCCACCUCGCUUGUCCCUCUCUUUGAUAUGUCAGACAGUCACCACCACGAGUCAGAUCCUCUGCUGGAGCGUGCCGAGCGCGGUGGUAGCGGUGUAGUUCGCGUCCGUUACGAGCCUCGUAGCAAGUGGGCCGGUGUCCGUCACAAGUUCAAAAAGGCCUUUGCCGAGUUCUUGGGAACAGCCAUCCUGGUUGCCUUUGGUUCCGGUGCGAUCGCGCAGCUCGUCUUCUCGCCCAACAACUCAUGGUUCACCAUGAGUCUCGGAUGGGGUCUCGGCCUAACAUUCGGUAUCUAUGUCUCUGGUGGAAUCUCCGGAGGCCAUCUCAACCCUGCGGUUACGCUCGCUCAAGCCAUCUUCCGUGGACUCCCCUGGGCUGAGGUUCCUAUCUACUGGAUUUCGCAGUUUGCUGGCGCCUUUGCAGGAGCCGUCGUCGUCUAUGCCACGAACUACCAUGCCAUCCGUGCCGCGGAUCCCAAGACCACGAUCGGCAUCUUUGUCACUGGCCGUCAGACCGGUGAUGUCUCGACCAUUGCCGCCUUUAUUGCCGAGUUUCUGGGCACGGCUCUCCUUGUCCUUGUGAUCCUCGCUACAUCCGACAGGGGAAACACUCCCGCGGGUAAUGUGCAGCCUCUCAUCAUUGGUCUCUCCCUUGCAGCCAUUGGUAACUCAUUUGGUUGGGAGACUGGCUUUGCCCUGAACCCUGCCCGCGACUUGUCCCCUCGUAUUUUCACUGCUAUUGCUGGAUGGGGACUUGGCGCCUUCACUCGUCAGGACUGGUACUUCUGGGUGCCAAUCGUCGCUCCUUUCCUUGGUGCCAUUGGUGGAGCCUUGACCUAUGAUGUCUUCGUCUACGGUGGACCUAGCCCUCUAAACAGCUAGGCGCAGUACGGUGCAUUGAGGGACAUUUUUUGACAGCAACAUGGCAAUGGUCUAUCCGAGAUGUGUAUAUAUAGUUUCGUGUCGU